GCGCGCAGAGGGUGAGCAACAUCCCCAGUGAAAAACAACAACAAUCAGAACAGCAAGGCUGGAAACGGAGAUGGCCCCGUGAAAACGCAAUACUUAUACAAUUGAAACAAUUCCAGUCCCGUUGCUGCUAUUUUACCAGAAACUUUAUAUGUCGACUGUGUCGAGCCCAUGAACCUGGCCAGUCUGAGCGGGGAUGCUGGCGGAAGCCAGCUUCUCUUCGCCAACUUUAACCAGGACAACACGUCCUUGGCUGUUGGCACCAAAUCAGGAUACAAGUUUUUCUCCUUGUCCUCUGUGGACAAAUUGGAGCAGAUAUAUGAAUGUACCGACACGGAGGACGUGUGCAUCGUGGAGCGCCUGUUCUCCAGCAGCCUGGUGGCCAUCGUGAGUCUGAAGGCGCCCAGGAAGCUCAAAGUCUGUCACUUCAAGAAGGGAACUGAGAUCUGCAACUACUCUUAUUCAAACACCAUACUGGCUGUGAAACUGAACAGACAGAGGCUGAUUGUGUGUCUGGAAGAGUCGCUUUACAUUCACAACAUCAGAGACAUGAAAGUGCUGCACACUAUCCGAGAGACUCCGCCCAACCCGUCAGGACUGUGUGCUCUCUCCAUCAGCAACGAUAACUGUUACCUGGCGUAUCCGGGCAGCGCCACGAUAGGGGAGGUCCAGGUGUUUGACACGGUCAACCUGAGGGCGGCCAACAUGAUUCCGGCUCACGACAGCCCCUUAGCGGCGUUGGCGUUCGACGCCAGCGGCACCAAGCUGGCCACGGCUUCAGAGAAGGGCACGGUCAUCCGCGUCUUCUCCAUCCCAGAGGGACAGAAGCUGUUUGAGUUCCGGCGAGGCGUCAAGAGGUGUGUGAGCAUCUGUUCGCUGGCGUUCAGCAUGGAAGGCCUGUAUCUUUCUGCCUCGAGCAACACAGAGACGGUCCACAUUUUCAAAUUAGAGACGCAGAAAGAGAAGUAUGUGCCGGCUGAGGAGCCGACGACAUGGGGGGGUUACUUGGGGAAGGUGCUGAUGGCGUCCACCACCUACCUGCCUUCACAGGUCACAGAAAUGUUAACCCAGGGACGAGCUUUCGCCACCGUACGCCUGCCCUUCUGCGGACACAAAAACAUCUGCGCCUUAGCCGUGAUUCAGAAGAUUCCCAGGCUGCUGGUGGCAGCGGCUGACGGAUAUUUAUACCUGUACAACUUGGACCCUCAGGAGGGGGGGGAAUGCACGCUCAUGAAGCAGCACAGGCUUGACAGCAGUGCUGAACCUCCCAAUGAGAUCCUGGAGCAGGGCUCACAUGAUCGCCCUCUUGUGGCCCAAACCUACAGUGCCGCUGUCAGUAAAGGUUACUGCGAAGAGCAGGGCGCGGUGGGAGGGGCGGGGCUGGAGGAGGACCUGAACGACCUGCGCCUGGAGGAGGAGAACGAGCAGCCGCCGCUCAUCCUGGAAACCGACUGACCCCGACAGAACCCCAAAACCCCCCUCCCGACGUUCAGAGGCCUCCUCUGGUGCUGCUGUGAAAACACCAGACACGACGAGGGGCAGGGACGGGAUCAAAGGCUGGGGGAGGCGUUCAAGGACCUGCCUUUCAGUCUGUCUGUCUGUGCAUUGUUCUGUCCACAUACCAAUCAGUUUACUGUCCUGCUCCCCCUCCCCCCCGCCCUCUCUCCACCAUGCCUCCGUCCCCUUUAGUUUGCCUGUGCGGGUCAGAAUGUGGAGCUUUUUGCAUGUACAUGUGCCAACUGCUACGAAGCAGAGCAAAGACAAACCAUGCUUCAUUGUGAAAAUGAGCCCCCCCACCCUGUGAGCGUGGUCAAACAGAAAGAGUUAAAAGAAAAAAAAACACAAUGUAGCCGUGUCUCAUUUGGUGGACACGUAUAUAAAUGCACUGUGUACAAUG
Molecule: messenger RNA, 1894 nt
Organism: Poecilia latipinna (sailfin molly)
Lineage: Eukaryota; Metazoa; Chordata; Actinopteri; Cyprinodontiformes; Poeciliidae
Gene: wipi2
Product: WD repeat domain, phosphoinositide interacting 2
Exons: 12
Coding region: 169-1452 (427 amino acids)
Molecular function (GO): protein binding
Source: RefSeq, a predicted model, not a curated record